AUGGUUUCCCUGAUGACUGGUCUGUGGCGGCUAAUCAUUCCCAUGAUUGUCCUCUCACACUUCUCAGCAUCCCUUCCACUGCACGAGAGGUAAGCGACCAAGAGACACGCUGACAGGCUCUUCCACAGUGAGCUCAGCAAGAUGAAUGACAAUGCCUAUGUGCAGCAGCUAGCCAAGCACCCAGUGGGCCUGAAGGAGAGGUUCCAAAGACAUUCAGAUGGGCUCUUUACCAGUGAAUACAGCAAGAUGAGAGGAAAUGCUCAGGUUCAGAAGUUCAUCCAAAACCUCAUGGGCCGGAAGCGCAGCUCUUUGGGCUCAGUCAAUGCCGAUGUGAUGGGCAGAGAGGAGGAGAAAAGCCAUGAGGAUCAUUGCUUUAUGUGGCUGUACCAGAGCUUUCUGAAUGCCAGCCGCUCAAGCAGUGAUGCCAGGGAAGCUGCCGCACUUACCAGCCAGUACAUCUGCCCUAUCUCCAAGCAGCUGGUGGCAGAGAUGAAGGAAAAUGGGGACAGUUUUGACUAG
Molecule: messenger RNA, 519 nt
Organism: Nothoprocta perdicaria
Lineage: Eukaryota; Metazoa; Chordata; Aves; Tinamiformes; Tinamidae
Product: VIP peptides-like
Exons: 5
Biological process (GO): positive regulation of somatostatin secretion; brain development; positive regulation of pancreatic juice secretion
Cellular component (GO): extracellular region
Molecular function (GO): hormone activity
Source: RefSeq, a predicted model, not a curated record